AGGCACGGGCACGCCCCCAAAUAAUUUUCUUUCACAGUUUCACACUCACAUGGUAAAAUUAAAAUAACACUGACAAUUUUGUGUUUUUAAGACUAGUGUGUCACAUAAAAUUCACUGCAAUUUUAUCAAAAAUACUGCGAUUAAAGCCCAGCCAAAUAUCUCUGUGAAUUUCUGUGCGUAGGAUCUUUUUCACACACAAAAAUAAUGCUUUGCCGAGGAAGACUUCUGCUAAGCCAUGCGGGUCUCGUUUCUAAAAGACUUGCAGUUCCUGCCUGCCAAAAAUUGAAUCAAUCAAGUCUUGCGCAGCCGGUUCCUGAAGGCCAAGAACAGCCUGUCAGCCCAAAAAUCCAAUCUUUAGUCACAGAGAUCUCCAAACUAACCCUUCUUGAGGUUUCUGAACUCAGCGGAGCUUUGAAGAAAGCACUUAACUUGCCUGACGCUCCAGUGGCAAUGAUGGCUGGCCCUGGUGCUUUUGCUGCAGCUCCUGCAGCAGAGGAGGAAGAAGAAGCGCCUCAAAAAGUUCAGACUGCCUUCACAGUUAAAUUGAUGAAGUUUGAUGAUUCGAAAAAGGUGGCACUCAUCAAAGAAGUGAAGGCGCUCGUCGAAGGCAUGAACCUUGUUCAGGCUAAGAAAUUUGUUGAAAGUGCACCAACCAUUGUCAAAGCAGAUUUGCCAAAAGAAGAAGCUGAAAAAUUGGCUGCAGCUUUAAAUGCUGUUGGAGCGACAUGCGAAAUUCAGUAGGUUACCAACUUGAAGAUAAAAUAUUGUCUAAUUGUAGUUCAUUAUGAGUUGGUUUAUAUGCUGGACUAUAUUAUUAUGCAUUUAUGAUUGAUAUUGUUUUGAGGAAGUAACAUUUCUUGACAAUUGAAGCAAAAGUGAUGAGUGAAUGUAAAAAUCUAAAAUAAAUCAAUUUGCGUCAUUUUA
Messenger RNA from Neocloeon triangulifer, 924 nucleotides. RefSeq names its product large ribosomal subunit protein bL12m (gene mRpL12). Gene Ontology annotation, cellular component: ribosome; mitochondrial large ribosomal subunit. Bases 205 to 741 code for a protein of 178 amino acids. NCBI's taxonomy places the organism in Eukaryota, Metazoa, Arthropoda, Insecta, Ephemeroptera, Baetidae. Gene Ontology annotation, molecular function: structural constituent of ribosome. The transcript has 4 exons. The record is from RefSeq and is a predicted model, not a curated record. Gene Ontology annotation, biological process: translation; mitochondrial transcription.